This is a messenger RNA of Medioppia subpectinata, 1082 nucleotides long. NCBI's taxonomy places the organism in Eukaryota, Metazoa, Arthropoda, Arachnida, Sarcoptiformes, Oppiidae. The record is from the annotation of a GenBank genome assembly.
GCCUUCUGCCGGCGCUGACUGUGGCCCUAACGAUGACCGCCAAACGGUUGGCCGCGAAGAACUGUUUGGUCAAGAAUCUGGAAUCGGUGGAGACGUUGGGCUCCACGUCCACCAUCUGUACGGAUAAGACCGGAACACUAACCCAGAAUCGGAUGACUGUCGAGCACUGUUAUCUCGCUGACCAAGUGCUCAAAGUAAGCCACGAUCGGUCGGAAGUGGCCGAACAGAUGUCACUACUAGCCGAGUGUUGGCAGGCGUACAGCCGGUGCUGCCAACUGUGCUCUCGGGCCGAGUUUGUCGACCCCACGGACACCAACGCCGACAACAUAAUGACCCGCCAGUGUUCGGGCGACGCCUCCGAGACGGCUAUAUUGAGGUUCAUGGAGUCGACCAUAGGGUCGGUCGGCGAGUAUAGACGUCAGUACCCGAAAGUGGCCGAACGGCCGUUCAGCUCGUCCUACAAAUACCAGUUCUCCAUACAUAAGAACCCGACGCCCGGCGCCGAUGGCACGGAAGGCAACUUCUUUCUGGUGAUGAAAGGAGCGCCCGAACGCAUACUCCAGAUGUGCGGCACUCAUAUCGCACCCGACGGCCAGACAGUGCCCAUCGACGAAGAAUUUGUGUUUGGCUUUGAGGAGACGUAUCGCGAUUUGGGUUCACAGGGACUCCGAGUGCUCGCCCUUUGCGACUACGAGUUCACGCAAUUCCCGGCAAACCAUAGAUUCAAUUUGGAUGAAGAGAUGGGCUUUGAACUGAAGAAUUUGCGUUUUGUCGGACUCGUCGCUAUGAUAGACCCGCCCCGACCUACCGUUCCCGACGCUGUACGCAAGUGCCGCAGCGCCGGUAUCAAAGUGAUCAUGGUCACCGGCGAUCACCCUAUCACCGCCCAGGCUAUCGCCAAAUCCGUUUGCAUAUUCUCUCACUCUCACCGGCGCUCCACUCGUAUCUCAAUACUGGCCACAGACGGCCAGAUUCGCAACAACACGGCCUCCAUUGUAGUGCCCGGAGAGGACCUCUUGGAGAUGACGGACCCGGAGUUGCGGGAAGUGCUCAACGAUUACCAGGAGAUUGUGUUCGCCCGG